AUGGGGCCCAAGAUAGAGCGGGGUGGUGAGCGGCCUGGUGAUGGAGGCGUCGAUCGUGGUGGUGGAGGGGGCUGCGAUCGUGGUGGUGGUGGUGGAGGCGGAAAUCGUGGUGGUGGAGGGGGAGGUGAACGAGGUGGUGGUGGGGGUGGCAACCGUGGUGGUGGAGGGGGAGACGACCGUGGUGGUGGAGGGGGAGGCGACCGGGGUGGAGGAGGGGGUGGUGAACGAGGUGGUGGUGGGGGAGGUGAGCGUGGUGGUGGAGGGGGUGGUGAGGCAGGUGGAGGUGGGGGCGGUGAGCGUGGUGGUGGAGGGGACGGUGAGCCUGGAGGUGGCGGUGAGCGGAGUGGAGGAGGUGGCGGUGAGGCGGGUGGUGGAGGGGGCGGUGAGCGGGGUGGUGGAGGGGGCGGCAAGGCGGGUGGAGGUGGUGGCGGUGGCGGUGAACGAGGUGGAGGAGGGGGCGGUGAGUGGUGGUGGAGGCGGUGA
Messenger RNA from Helianthus annuus (common sunflower), 483 nucleotides. RefSeq names its product glycine-rich cell wall structural protein 1.0-like. The coding region runs from base 1 to 483 and encodes 160 amino acids. Lineage: Eukaryota; Viridiplantae; Streptophyta; Magnoliopsida; Asterales; Asteraceae. The record is from RefSeq and is a predicted model, not a curated record. The transcript has 2 exons.